UUCAAAGGAAAAAAAAAAAAAAAUAUUAUGUUAUGCUUCAUCAAAUGAAGACGACCGAGACGAAGAAAACUCCGACUCCGACCUCCGAAAAACCCGAUUUGUCGGGCUGAACUCUUUAUUCGAAUAUAAUCGGUUUUCGGUGGUAGUUUCCAAAAGAAUGGAGCAUCUGUUAAUGUCCGUGAACACCUCAACGCCGUCGUUUUCGUGUAGAGUUGUGGGUCUGAGCUCGAAGCUUUUCGAUUUGCCGUCUGUGAGGAAGAGGAGGAGGAAGACAACGACGACGAGGACGAGGACGAGUUCUAUUUCGGAUGGUGUUAGGGUUCCGUUACGGUGUGUUAGAGCUUCGGUUGAACGGAGCAGCAGCAGCAGCAACAGUGAAAGCAUGGAUGGGAGAGGAGGAAGAGAGCAGCUUGAAAGUAGUGGAAGAGGAGGUGGGUUCACAAGCCCAGCCAUGGAGGUCACUACAUUAGACACUUUCAACGAGGCGGAUUUCCCUGUUUGGGAUAAGAUUGGUGCUGUGGUUAGACUCAGCUAUGGAAUUGGUAUAUAUGGUGCAAUGGCUCUAGCUGGAAGAUUUAUUUGCUCAAUCACUGGAAUUGAUUGCUUGGGAGGUUUUAAUCCAUCAUUAGAUGCCAUUUUAGAAGGGCUUGGAUAUGCGGCUCCCCCUAUCAUGGCACUUUUGUUUAUACUAGAUGACGAGGUUGUAAAGUUAUCUCCUCAUGCCCGUGCCAUCAGAGAUGUAGAGGAUGAGGAGCUACGGAGCUUCUUUUACGGAAUGUCACCAUGGCAGUUUAUACUUAUUGUUGCUGCAAGCUCUGUGGGAGAGGAGCUUUUCUACAGGGCUGCUGUUCAGGGAGCUUUGGCUGAUAUAUUUCUGAGAGGCACGGAUCUAGUCUCAGAUGCUCGAGGAAUGACAUCUUUGACUGGAGUUCUUCCCCCAUUUGUCCCAUUUGCUCAGGCCUUCGCAGCUGUUAUAACAGCUGCUCUAACUGGUUCCUUAUACUAUGUGGCUGCAUCUCCAAAAGAUCCAGCUUAUAUAGUUGCUCCAGUUUUACCAUCUCGUUAUGGACGUGAAGACCUCAAAAAACUCUUUUCAGGAUUGCUUUCAUUCUUGAGCCCGUUUUGGAAUGAUUCCAUUUCCCAAGAGUCACCUAGUGCUCCUUCCAUAAUCACUACUUGGUACGAGAGGAGGCAAAUGAAGAAGAUUUAUUCUCCCUUACUUGAAGGACUUCUGGCCCUCUACCUUGGUUUCGAAUGGAUCCAGACAAAUAAUAUUCUUGCACCAAUAAUCACACAUGGCAUAUACUCUGCUGUCAUAUUGGGUCAUGGCCUUUGGAAGAUACAUGAUCACCGGAGAAGACUGCGUCAGAGAAUCCAACAGCUCAAAUUAGAAGGAAAAAAUUCAAACAAAUUCUGAAGAUCAUCUUUCAAAAUAUAUUUAGAAGAAUAGCCAUAUAUAGAGGAAAUUUGUAAAUUAUGUAGGAGAAUCAAAUUAUUCAUCAUGGGACAACUCUAUAGCACAAAAUAUAUGUUAUAAUGUAACAAAUACACUUACACCAAAAUUAUGUUGACGAUUAUAAUGCUCAAUUUGAAGUCAAUUUUUAAUGUAUGUUCA
Ziziphus jujuba (common jujube) is the source of this 1615-nucleotide messenger RNA. RefSeq lists its product as uncharacterized. The transcript is spliced from 10 exons. Gene Ontology annotation, cellular component: membrane. The record is from RefSeq and is a predicted model, not a curated record. Bases 158 to 1417 code for a protein of 419 amino acids. Gene Ontology annotation, molecular function: metalloendopeptidase activity. Gene Ontology annotation, biological process: CAAX-box protein processing. Lineage: Eukaryota; Viridiplantae; Streptophyta; Magnoliopsida; Rosales; Rhamnaceae.